AUGAAUUUAAGGCCAUUUAUUAAAACACACAUUAAGACUAUAAUGACAAAUUUUGACGUUUAGAGGGGACCCUUUGAUUCCUUUUUAAGAGAAUACUACAAAAAUAACAAAACUCUUGGACCAUCUGAGCGCUCAAUAAUUUCUUAAACUGCAUUUGAUCUCGUAAGAAAUGAUCUUCUUCUCUCUCAUUUUACAAAAGAUGUGGAUAGGAAAUGUGAUUUAUUAUCACAUAUAUCUAAUUAUGAAAACGACCAAAAUAUUCCACUGUAAGAUUAUAUUUUGAUCAAUUACAAAGGAAUAUUCGAUGUAGCUGUCCAGAGAUGUAAAAAUACAUUCUAUUUCAGACUCUUCCAAUUGGUUUCUGAUUAAUAUGGCUAAAAAAGAGCAUAUGAGUUCUUUAUGGCACUUAACACCAAGGCCCCGUUGACAAUACGCAUAAAUCCAAUUAAAACCACAAGAGAGAAAUUAAUGUAAGAGAUGAAUCACCUUUAUUUCAAAAAGACCUUAACAUCGCCGUAUGGGUUAAUAAUAAGCAAGGAAAAUAAUGUAAAUUUGAGUGAUACAGAUUAAUUUAAAGAAGGACUAUUUGAAAUACAAGAUGAGGCCUCAUAAAUCUGUGCCCUUAGAGUCUAAUGUAGGCCUAAUGAUAAAGUGCUGGAUUAUUGUGCUGGAUCUGGAGGAAAAACUUUGGCAUUUGCUCAUCAAAUGGAAGGUAAAGGUGUGAUUGAGAUCAAUGAUACCAGAAGUGAAGCACUAUCUAAAGCAAAAAUUAGAUUAAGAAGAGCAGGUAUCAUGAAUUAUAGUUUCUUUACAAAGAAGUUCAAAUAUGAUUGGAUCUUAUUAGAUGUUCCUUGUACAGGUUUAGGAACUUUGAGAAGAAAUCCGGACUCAAAAUAUAGAUUUUCUUAGGGAAGAUUGGAUGAUUUAAUAAAAUUGCAAUAAGACAUAUUUGAUUAAGCAAUAAGAUAUUUAAAAUAGGAUGGAGUUAUUGUUUAUACAACUUGUAGUUUUUUGAAGGACGAGAAUUAGAAUCAAGUGAAGCAUUUUUGCAAGAAAUAUAAUUUAAGUGUGGUGGAUAACGAUUACUUCUAAAGCUUGCCUGAAAAAGGGGGAAUGGAUGGCUUCUUUAGUAUUAGUUUGAAAAAAAAUUGA
Messenger RNA from Paramecium tetraurelia, 1152 nucleotides. RefSeq lists its product as uncharacterized. Gene Ontology annotation, molecular function: rRNA (cytosine-C5-)-methyltransferase activity. The record is from RefSeq and is a predicted model, not a curated record. Gene Ontology annotation, biological process: rRNA base methylation; maturation of LSU-rRNA. The transcript is spliced from 3 exons. Gene Ontology annotation, cellular component: nucleolus. Lineage: Eukaryota; Ciliophora; Oligohymenophorea; Peniculida; Parameciidae.